This is a messenger RNA of Chiloscyllium plagiosum (whitespotted bambooshark), 1807 nucleotides long. The record is from RefSeq and is a predicted model, not a curated record. NCBI's taxonomy places the organism in Eukaryota, Metazoa, Chordata, Chondrichthyes, Orectolobiformes, Hemiscylliidae.
CCCUUGGAGAUCAAAAUGAAUCCUCUGGAUCUGGGCCUGGAAGGCUCCUCUCUGAAUGAUGUUCUCUAUAAACACACAGCCUUCCCAAAUCUGGUGGACCCCAUCUCCCAUGACUUGCUAAUGAGCUUGGCUCGUGACAUCCAGUGCCCAAAGAAGGAAGUGGAGCCCCUGAAAUCCUCUGAGAAACUUUGCCGACAGCUCAUCUACCACCUGACCCCACAUUCCAAGUGGCACAGGCAGACUGUGCCCAGGCAGAAGUCACAAGCCUGCUUAAAAGUUGCAUUGCAGAAAAAUCUCACCACUGAUUCCCUGGAUCUAUCAGGAAUGCCACUCUCUCCCAGGGACAUUCACCGUGUGGCAUAUUACUUGCAGCUGAACCGAGACCAUCUGACUUCCAUCGAUUUAAGUUUCACCGAGUUGGCAGAUGAAAGCCUACGACUUUUGUUGCCCUUGCUAGCAACCCUUCCAAAACUAACCAACCUGGCACUGAAUGGGAACCGACUGACACGGCUCAUUGUCAAUGAAAUGACCGAGAUGAUGAAGGAGCCAAACAAGUAUCCUGCACUGUCCUGGAUUGACCUAGGGAACAACGCAGACAUCUGCUCCAUGCCCCAGCCUCUUCUGGUGGGGCUACGGCGGCGCUGCAGCCUACAAGGGGCACUGCCCACUAUCCAGGAGUACACAGAAGGACAGCCCAGUGACCAGGAGAUGGUGCCAGAGGAGGAGGUCACCCACUCAGAGCAGGAUGAAGAUGGUCACUGGCCCACAGUGCAAAGGGAAAUUGGUCCACAGGGCUGCUGCCAGAGAUGAUUGCGUAUCAGUGAGAGGUUUGAGUUUUUGUUCAGUAAAGGCGUGCUCUAAACCUAGUUUGGGUUUCAGCCAGUUGUUAUACCCCUAGGCCAAAUGAAUUGCCAUUUAUUUGAAAGCCUAUCCCAGCAAAGUAUCUUUAUAGAUCCCGUAAAUUGUCCAAGAGUGAAUUUUAUAUCUCAUGAUCUUCAGUCUGGGUAUCAUUAGACAGUGAAGCUGAUGAAACUUCUUCUUUCGUUGGCUGGUAGCAUCAACUCCUUAAAGAAAAGAAACAAAAUGUUGACUUUUGUGCAAAAAUCUUCCAAACUUUCAGAAAGGAAGAUGCAAUGUCAACAUGGCCUGGUACAUCACAACAAGAACAGGAAGCCGCUUGUCAGCUGUCCAAUGUGUUUGUGUUUUGGUCAUCACAAAACUAAUGACUUUGAAUAUUGACUGAGUGUGUUGUGUCGUGUAGAACUGUCACAUGGCUGGAGGAACACUUUCCAGCUAAAAUUUUCAAGCACCGUAGAAUCCACAAAGACUCACUGUGAAAUAUAAAAAAACCCGUCAGAUAUGAAUCUGUCACGUGUGUGUUGUGUAAUUAUGUGUGCAUGUAUUGUGUAUGCAUGCGUGUUGUGUAUACGCAUGUGUGCCUGCUCCUAUUUAAAUGUCGUGUUGGUAAUAUUUUCCAGUUCUAGUGAGGAGUCUGCAGUCUUAACUGCCAUGAUCGCUACACAGAGACUGAAUCUAUCCAGAUCUAUCUUUUACUUGUUUCAGAUUUCCAGCAACUGCUGCUUGUUAGUUUUUCCAUGGAUGUCGACUGACUUGUGCAUUUUGGCCAACUCUAAACUUUUGUACAUAUAACCAUAUAGUUCAUUUCAGCUGUGAACAUACAGAGCUCUGUAACAUGCCCCCAGUUGUUCAUAUGCUGACAUCUGUGAUUCAACCUCACAAACGUCUCUCCUAACUACAUUUGACAAUUAUUUGUUCAUUUGUUUUCCCAUUUUCAGCAAAAAGUUAU